AUGCCUACUGUCUACAUCAUCAUUUACUCUCUCUAUCAUCAUAUCUAUAAGGUAGCCAAGGACGUUCAAAAGGGUCUUGAAUCCGAAGGUGUCACUGUCAAGCUCUUCCAGGUGCCAGAAACUCUAUCUGACGAAAUCCUUGACAAGUUGCACGCACCCCCCAAGCCUGAUAUUCCAGUCAUUACUGUUGAUGCUCUUACCGAGGCUGAUGCAUUCUUGUUUGGUGUGCCCACUCGCUUCGGUACUUUCCCUGCUCAAAUGAAGUCCUUCUUGGAUGCCACUGGUGCUCUUUGGGCUACUGGUGCCUUAUCUGGAAAGUUUGUUGGUACCUUCUUUUCUACUGCCUCUCAACAUGGUGGUCAAGAGACCACUGCCUACACAUUGUUGACUUACUUUGCUCAUCAUGGCCUCAAUUACGUUCCUUUGGGUUUUGCCAACAGCAAUCUCUUUGAUAACACCGAGGUUGUCGGCGGCUCUCCUUACGGUGCCGGUACUGUUGCUAAUGGUGAUGGAUCUCGCGAGCCCACAAUCAAGGAGCUCGAGAUUGCUCGCACUCAGGGUGAGAAUUUUGCUAAGCUCUUGAAUACCUUCCACCGUGGUUUGGACUUGACUGAUGAUAAGCAGAUUGAAGGUGUUCAAGAGGUUGAGAACAAACAAAACGAUGAUGUGAUUGAAGAAGCUGCUCCUGCCGCUGCCACCACUGCUGCUGUUGCUGCUACUGAAGCCAAUAGAGCUGCUGUUGUUCCUGCUAGUGACGCUCCUGCUGCUGAUGCUAACCCUACCACUCCUGAAGCUAAUGCUGCUACUUCAGCUCCUACCGAAGAGCCUUCCAUCAAAGAAGUCGAACCAGUUCCCGUAAAGGAAGAACCCAAGUCUGAGCCUAAACCUAAAGUUGAGGAAAAGCCUGUUGUGGAAGAAAAGAAGCCUGCUGCUACUAAGCCUGCUGCUCCUAAGACCACUACUCCCAAGAAGGAAGAAAAGAAGGAGUCCAAGUGCUUCUGCAUGUAA
Molecule: messenger RNA, 1008 nt
Organism: Mucor velutinosus
Lineage: Eukaryota; Fungi; Mucoromycota; Mucoromycetes; Mucorales; Mucoraceae
Exons: 4
Coding region: 1-1008 (335 amino acids)
Cellular component (GO): membrane
Molecular function (GO): NAD(P)H dehydrogenase (quinone) activity; FMN binding
Source: RefSeq, a predicted model, not a curated record